AGCAUCUUGACGAUUGGGCCGGCCUGCCAUGUUGAUCGUGCUGUUUACAUUGCUCCUGGGUCGCUGUCAAAGUGAUGAUUCUUUGGAAGCUCUAAGAGUGGAAGGGGAAUGUCUGCAUGGCGCGUGUGCAGCAUCGUGGCUUCAAAAACGGGCGCGGGAGUUUACGGAGCAGAUGCGUGUCCAAGACACUGACCAGACAUCCACAAACAUCAGCCAAAGCGACGCAGAGACCUUCUGCGACAGCCACACUGACGGCUCUUGCAAAUAUUUCAGCUGCAGUUCUUCUCGUGGGAAAACGCAGUGUGUAUCAGGACAGUGCCAGUGCCAACCAGGCUAUUGCGCGGUUGGAGGCAAAUGCGUGGAAAACGUUCCCGAGAAGAACCUGUUACAAUGCCCCCAGAGAACUGGGGGGACGUGCAGCUGGUUCGGGUACUGCUACCAGUACAGAGGACCAACUCGGUGUGUUCAAGGAGAGUGCCUAUGUGAGACAGGCUACUGCUCUGACAAUGAUGGCAAGUGCCACCGAAAGAUGCCGGAUAUCUAUGCUGAUGUGGUUCCUAUCAAUGAGGAGAAAAGAGACUUCCCCCCACGCCAGGCAAACAUCCAAACUGCAGUUGCUCUUAGCGGUGGUGGAACCAGGGCCCAAGUGGCCGCAGUUGGAGCACUGCGAGGUCUUGAAGAAUUGGGCUUGAUAAGCCACGUGGACCUGCUAGUCUCAGUUUCUGGAGGCAGCUGGGCUGCUGGCCCCUACAUGUUUUCCCACCAGAGCCCCCGGUCGCUUUUGGGAGCUCCCACCAGACCAUCACAGCUCACCUUGUCGGAGCUUGCUACGCGGCCAGGGGCUGUCGGUGAUGCAGCUACGCAUGACAUCACCGGUCUUUUGGAGCACGCGUUCUUUAACCAUGACGACCCUCAUGGGAUUUGGGUGAACACCUUCAACGAGAUACUCUUGAAGCCACUGGGCCUGGGCAACACGAGCAAGUACAUGGUGUCGGAUGAGCAGAACUUGCAGCGGAUCCUGCGGAACAAUCCUCACUUGUCAAGGGAGGAUUUUAUAGUGCCUGCAGCUAAUCGCCCGCGGGCCUUUGUGAUGCUGGGCGUGCUGCUGGCUCCCCUGGGCCAUGAGUCGAACGACGGCACCGUUGUGUCUCUACAAAUGUCUCCAGAUUUUUCAGGAAGCCCUUUCUAUGCAGGUGGGAGCGGCCAUAUCAACUACGAGGAGGAGGCUACUCACUGGAUGGGCAGCGCAGACAUUCCGGCUGUGAAGCUUGCUGUCGGAGGCGGAAUGGUGGAGAGCUUUGCGUUUGGAAGCGGCACCCCGUAUGGCAAUGGCCAAUCAGGAGGACACCGAGUCAAGAUGCCAGCUCCUGCAGAGCCUUUCAGUCUUGCCAAGGCUAUUGGAGUUAGCAGCGCGGCCUUCUCUGCGAUGGCUUCUCAAUCUUUGGAGAUGAUGGGCGGCCAGACAUUGCAGACACUCAUCCCGGUGACGACAAUGUGGCCUAUCACUUCGAGAAAGCUUCCUCCUCCAAAGGCCGCUGCCAAGUUCAAGAUUGGCGAUGGUGGCCACAUGGACAAUUCGGGCCUAUUGCCUAUUCUUCAACGAAAGGUGCCACGGGUCGUGAUGUUUGUCAACACAGAUGUGCCCAUCAGUCUCAAGUCGGACUUUUGUGAGCAGCGGCCGAUGGCCGCCCCAGAGUUGGGCAGCGCGGCUACCUGGUACUUUGUGGACAAGUUUGGCCUUGCGGCACAUGCAGCUGGCCAGUUUCAGAUGCACAACCAGGUGUUCCACUUUGCCGACUUGCAGCCCAUCCUGUGUGACUUGCAAACUCACAGGCGAGCUGGACGGCCAGCAAUUUCCAUGCGGAAACUGGAAGUCCUAAAAAACAGCUGGUGGGGCAUCGAAGGAGGAUGGACCGUCCAGCUGCUUGUCGUGUACAUGGACAAGAGCCAAGUCUUUGAAAAUCAGCUCCCCAAGGACACUCAGAAGGAGAUUGGAGCAGGUAAGGAGGGGAUGUUGGCCAACUACCCCCACUUCCCGCUGAUGAAGCAGAAUCCGGGUUCUUUGACCUCCUUCACGAGUGUUCAGGUCAACCUUCUAGCCGCACAGGUGGAGUUUUCCACCAAAAUGCACGAAGGCUAUUUGAGAGAGGUGCUACAAGGCAUCCCGCAUGAUCCAUCAUCUCCUUUGCAGAGUGCUGGGUUUGAGAGAUUGAAUCCGAAUGAAAAUCGAGACGAAGGUGUGGAUUCUGUGGCCUCGUGGGAAGGGGCUCGGUGACCCACAUUGCUCAAGGUGCACAAGUUCACCGGCUUAGAGAUUGAAAUCUUUAUUUGUAGCGGUGCAGCUGCUUGGUGAAGCGGAGCGAAGUCCCCGAAUCCGAGCUGCAUCAGUUGUUGCAGGUAACAUAGUCCAAGAGUCCUGAGGCAGACUAUGUCCCACCCAGCCA
Effrenium voratum is the source of this 2444-nucleotide messenger RNA. The record is from the annotation of a GenBank genome assembly. Lineage: Eukaryota; Dinophyceae; Suessiales; Symbiodiniaceae.